UAAGAAGGGCUACAUGCCAACAAAAAUUGAUUCCCGUAGUAUUGGGUUCAGCUUAUAAAAAUGUAGGCAUACAGAAGUUAAUGGACGCGGUUAAUGAUUAUUUGCCCGCGCCAGAUGAGAGCAAUCGGUUAUAUGAUUGCUUCGAGAACGAUUUUGCAGGAAAAGUUUUGAAAAUAAUACAUGACACGCAGAGAGGAGCUUUGACGCUAGUACGUGUCUUAAGGGGAGAAAUGAAGAAAAAUGUGCGUACAAUUUCUGACAAAGGAUUGUUCCGGUGCUAAAUGGAGCUUUGACGCUAGUACGUGAUACAGAUAAAUCCCGG
Messenger RNA from Glossina fuscipes, 322 nucleotides. Its product is annotated as ribosome-releasing factor 2, mitochondrial-like. The record is from RefSeq and is a predicted model, not a curated record. The transcript has 2 exons. NCBI's taxonomy places the organism in Eukaryota, Metazoa, Arthropoda, Insecta, Diptera, Glossinidae. The coding region runs from base 81 to 281 and encodes 66 amino acids.